AGAAAAAGAGAAGAAAGGAAAGGAAAAUUGGUGUGGUAAUCCUAAUUCGUUAUAUAUUUUAAUAUAAAUAAAUCAUUAGAGUUUUCCUUUCUGUUUUUGGUUUUUCAGAAAAGUCAGAAGUUUUGAUUUCAUAUUUGUCGGUUUGAUUUGGAGUCUGUAUUGACCUUCUCAAACCAAACCAUAAUAACCAUGGUGAUGGAGACCAUGUCCCACUCUUCCACCUUCCUCCUUCCCACAAUCCCGCCCUCCCUCGACCCACGCCCUCCUCUAUCCUACGCACUCAUCGUCCUUAACCAGCGCCUUCCCAAAUUUGCUCCCCUCUUAUGGGAGCACGCAAAGCUUCGUUUAUGCGCUGAUGGAGGUGCGAACCGCCUUUAUGAUGAUUUCCCUCUCUUCUUCCCUCACCAAUGUCCUUCCGAAGUUCGAAACAGGUACAAGCCUGAUGUAAUUAAAGGGGAUAUGGAUUCAGUCCGAGGUGAUGUCCUAGAUUUUUAUAAGAACAUGGGGACCAAGAUAUUAAAUAAAUCUGAAGAUCAAGACACUACAGAUCUACAUAAGUGUGUUACAUAUAUUAAAGACUCCGCACUGGGCCAAGAGAAAUCUAAUCUAUGCAUUCUAGUUGCUGGAGCACUUGGUGGACGGUUUGAUCAUGAGAUGGGGAACAUUAAUGUUUUAUACAGGUUUUCAACCAUUCGGAUAGUUCUUUUGUCUGAUGAUUGCCUCAUUCACCUUCUUCCAAGAACUCACCAACAUGAGAUACACAUUCAGUCUUCAGUUGAAGGCCCACAUUGUGGACUCAUUCCAAUUGGGAUGCCGUCUGGAAUGACUACAACUUCUGGACUCGAGUGGGAUCUGAAUGAUACGGAAAUGAGGUUCGGUGGUUUGGUGAGCACUUCAAACCUUGUUAAACAGGAUAAAAUAACCGUUCAAUCCGAUUCGGAUCUUUUGUGGACCAUAUCUCUUAAAAAGAAGUAAUGUUGCUUGCUUGAUUUGAGGCGCAUAACACUUGAUCACAAACUUGUCUUUCAUUUCAAGGGCUCACUACAAUCUUAUCUGCGUAAGGGCAACUUUCAUACGGUUCAAAUUCGGAUCUUUCUUUCAUUUCCAUUGGAUUCAAUAUUCAUUUGAAUGUAUAUUAUUUAGCACCAUCCAAUUUUCCCUUUGAUGAUUUUUUUUUACCACCCAUAUUUUACGGUAUUGAAUAAUUAUUAUAUUGGAACAAAACAAAAAGUUAAAAGAGAUUGCAAAAUGAGAAUAGAAACAUAAGAGCUUAUAUGUUU
Messenger RNA from Cannabis sativa, 1280 nucleotides. Its product is annotated as thiamine pyrophosphokinase 1-like. The transcript is spliced from 6 exons. Lineage: Eukaryota; Viridiplantae; Streptophyta; Magnoliopsida; Rosales; Cannabaceae. The record is from RefSeq and is a predicted model, not a curated record. Bases 190 to 975 code for a protein of 261 amino acids. Gene Ontology annotation, biological process: thiamine diphosphate biosynthetic process; thiamine metabolic process. Gene Ontology annotation, molecular function: ATP binding; thiamine binding; thiamine diphosphokinase activity.